AUGGAAAUUGACGGUAACACACUGUUGAUAAUUAUUAUCAUUCUUUUUUUAUUCUUUUCCACACCAGGUGGUGAUGGGGUAUCAUCACAGUAUGAAUUUAAUCAAUUACAAAGUUUCAAAUCACAAUUGAACACAGAAUAUGAGUCGUUUGAACAAAUGAGCUACAAUAGUGGAUUUCGUAAUAUUACCGGUUUUAAACUGUCGUUUAAUGAUGUUAAAGAUGAUCCUCAGAGAAAUGCAACUUAUCCGAUACCAUCUAAAGACUAUGAUCGUUGGUUUCAAAAUCAAGAUUAUCUAAUUUUACCAGAAGAUGUAACUACUAGAGUUAAAAACGAAGUUUGGUCACCAAAUAUGAAUAAACCUGAGGAGAAUGUCUUCCCACCUAAUAUCACUAGUAGUCUUUUGGGCAGAAUUCAACUAAUCUCGAAUAAUAAACACCCACGAAUUCCAAUGCCAGUACCAAGAUUUUAUGAAAGUCCAACAGAGUUUUCAGAUGUUACACCGCCCGAAGGUGAAACUUAUUUUAAAGAUUGGCCUGCGCAUAGUGAAUUACACAAUGUAACGUUUGAUACAGGUGAACUGACUAUUCAAUUGACUCAUGUUGAUAAAGUUCCUUCACAACUGGGAUCGCAAAAGAAGAAGUUUUUCAAUUCUCAAACUGAUAGAUGGAAAUUUUUAAAUUUAAGAAUUUCACUUUCUGAUAAAAGUGAACAUGAAAGGCACUCGUUGUAUACUAAUGCGAUUUAUGAUGUACGAAGAGGUAGAAUUUUGGCAAUGACCGAAAGUGCGAAAUUCCAUUCGCUAUUUGCAUUUCCCCAUUAUAUGAACUUACAAAAUGAUAAUGAUAACGAUGAUGAAGAUACAUUUGAUUCUUUGAAAAAAGCGGUAAAAGAAUACUGGGAUAAGUCCAAUUUUGUUAAAACUUUAACGAUGGGUGACUUACAGAGUUGGUAUGACGAAUCUAUCUUAAAAUGUGAAUAUAUGGUUUUCCUACAGUUAAGCCCUUGGAAUCAAUAUACACGUGAUCAAAUCAAGAUGAUUGAUGACGAAUUAAAUUGGCCAUUGGGUAGACCUGCAAAUCUAUCACAUUUACCUCCAGUUACCGUUAGCAAGGGGAUUUUAUACUCUCCGGAUUGUGGUGUGGAGCUUGAAUUCCACGAUGCAAAGGGUGAGAGGUACGGAUUAAAGAUAAGGUCGAUUAGAACACACCUUUUAUUUGGUAUUGGUUUAUUCAUUGCUCAGAUUUACUUGUUACUGUGUCAAAUGCACCAUACAAAUACUCCUUCCAGUGUGAAUAAAAUUUCAGUUUACUGUUUUUCCAUGAUUAAUUUGGUGGAUGGAUCCCUAGCAACGAUCUAUUUUUUCUCUGCAAGCAUCUUACCUGAAUUGUAUCUACCGCUUGUUACGAGUGCAUUUGCAUGUUUUAUUCUAGCAUCUGUUUUUGAAACGAGGUAUUUGAUCUCCGUUUAUGCAUCUCAGCUCAAUGAAAGAAACGUUGGUAUUUCUACUUUACUUCGUGGCGGUCAUUCUACUAAUGAAGACACAGACACAGCUACUGCUGUGGUUCCAGAUGAAUCAUCCAUAAGUGGUUCUCUUUAUGCUAGAUUUUUUUUCAUGCUAGUCUCUUUUACGCUUUUAUCAAUGAGCGCUAGGUGGUGGCCUCGUAAAGUGAGAAUGAUGUUUGAAUAUUCGGCCAUUAUUGUAUUAAACUCCUAUUGGUUACCACAAAUCUUUAGAAAUGCCAUCAAAGGCACUCUUCCAAGAAGAAAUAGAUUAAGAAACCAAAGAAUGAACGAGGCUAUGGGCGUUAGAAGACAAAAUAAAAUGCCCCUCUUGUGGAAAUUUGUGUUGGGUACCACUUUCAUCAGAACUUUACCAGUGGUCUACGUGUUCACGUAUUCUUCUAAUGUCUUUAGACAUCAUCGAAAUGUGAGAUUCGUCGUUGUACUAUGCCUAUGGCUCUUAUUCCAAAUUGCAGUUUUGUAUUCUCAAGAUAUAUUGGGAUCUCGUUGGUUCUUACCCAAACUAUCUAUUCCUGAAGGUUAUUCAUAUCACAAGGCCAUGCCAGCACAAGAUCUUUUGGAGCACGGAUCAACUGCUGGAUAUACAAUUGAUUGUGCCAUUUGCAUGUCAGAAGUUCCAAUUCGUGUGGAAGAAGUGCCAGAGACUCAUAAAGUGGAUGAACAAACAUACAUGGUAACACCAUGUGCUCAUAUUUUCCAUACUCAAUGUUUGGAGAACUGGAUGAGUUACAAAUUACAAUGUCCCGUGUGCAGGUCACCAUUACCACCGUUAUGA
Molecule: messenger RNA, 2298 nt
Organism: Zygosaccharomyces rouxii
Lineage: Eukaryota; Fungi; Ascomycota; Saccharomycetes; Saccharomycetales; Saccharomycetaceae
Gene: TUL1
Product: ubiquitin-protein ligase TUL1
Exons: 1
Coding region: 1-2298 (765 amino acids)
Molecular function (GO): zinc ion binding
Source: RefSeq, a predicted model, not a curated record